Molecule: messenger RNA, 453 nt
Organism: Mycena indigotica
Lineage: Eukaryota; Fungi; Basidiomycota; Agaricomycetes; Agaricales; Mycenaceae
Exons: 4
Coding region: 16-453 (145 amino acids)
Source: RefSeq, a predicted model, not a curated record
ACCAUCUCGCCAGCCAUGAUGCUCUUCACCACCCUCCUUUCUCUCUUCGUUACUUCCACACUCUGCGCUCCGACGCUUGGCCCACAAGAGCUCAUUGUCAUCGACCCCGAAAUCACCUCGCCGAAAUCGGGCGACAUUUGGAAGGCGGGUACUACUCAGCUCGUCACAUGGAAAACAGACAGCAUUCCACCUGGCUCUGCGAACACCACUGGCCUGCUUCUCCUUGGUCAUCCAUCCACAAUACACCAAGAUGGUAAAGACUACCCGAGCGAGAACCUCGAUAUUAAGCACCCUCUCGCCUCUGGGUUUUAUCUGACUGAUGGCAAUGUGACUGUCGUGGUCCCCAAUUGGAUACGCCCACGAACCAACUACAUGGUCGUCUUGUUUGGCGACUCCGGAAAUACGUCCCCACUCUUCACCAUCACCCAUGGUUCCCAGACACACACCACCUAA